CAGCCUGAGCAGCUGAGAGGAGUGCGUCAGCAGUACAUUCACGUUCCCACUGAAGGACAAAGGGAGGGGGGCACAGAUCUUAGUUGCCUGCAACACACAUGGAGGUGGAGGGGAAAAAGGAGAAGGAUUGGCUCAUAAACAAGAAGAGAAGACUGGGAUCGGGAUGCCGCUGCCGUCUGCUUGUGUGUGACGGUGGGCUGCCUUGUUGAGCGCUUGCUUGCCACCUCCUUCUCUCCAUCUCCCUCCCUUAUUCUCUUUUGCGCACUCUAUCUUCCCCUUGCUCGUGAUCUCUCUCUCUCACACUCUCUCUCCCUCUCUUUCUCUCUCCCUCUCACUGUUCCAGUCAGGCUACUGCAGCAGUCCACCAGCCAGCCAGCCGCACACAUGGCCAACUAACACAACUUCCUACCUCAGCCACCCUCAGAGGAGGAAAACUAUCAACUAAGCAAGGCGACCGCAGGAGACAAGCUAAAAGAAGGACCGACUAGUGCAGGGACGAGUCCUCAAUUGCCGUUUACGGAUACGGAGCCGACUUUGUCACACAUCUAUCCUCUCUCUCUCUUUUUUUUUUGCUCUUGAGGACAAGGAGCGCUCCCUCUCGCUUUCUCGCUCACUCUUCAACAGCCUUUUGCCAAGGUCUGGCAGUGCAGCGCAUACUCAUUCUACAGCCGACACCACUCCACCUCCAUCCCCCUUGCACACCACCACCACCACCCCCUCCCCGAGGAGGAAUAGACGGAUUACUGCUAAGUGUGCACACGGCAGCCUGCAGCUGCUCUGACCGGGCCAGCCCGAUUCUCGGAGGAAGCAAGAGAAGCGCAGAGGAAAAGGAAAAGAGGAAGAGAGGAGGAGAAUGAGGGGGAUGAUUGUGCCUGGAGUUCUUCAGCCUUUUUCUGUCUCCCAGUUUCUGUCACAACAGGGCUAAUCACCAGCCGAGGAGCCCUUGGCAAAGUCACACCGAGGGAGGUCUUGCCACCAAACAAGGCGACCAGCAUGAAACAGGAGACGGCUGGACUGUGAUUUAUUUAAUUUGAUUUUUUUUUUUUCUCACUUUUUGUAUCCCAACAAAAUUCACCAUGGAUCAGUUUUACGUCUGAAAGACUUGGGGCCAGGUAAGGGGAUCUGGGGCAACGGAGAUUUAAGUACCUGGCAAGCCUUUUUGGCCUUACCUGUAUCUCAUUGCUCAGUCCUCACGACCAGGAGCCAUUUUGUACCCUCAGCCAAUCAAGGCAAAACAAAACGACUAAAUCCUGCCACACUGACCCAUGGACAGACGUUAGAAAUCGAUGAGACGAAAACGAUUCCCAAACUAAUGAGCGUCUUCCUGCUCUGUCGAUGGAACUCGGGAGCCUCAAUUUGCUCCAGCCAGGCUAGGGUGUUACAUCCUCUGGUGUGUGCCAUCUCCCCCCACCAUGCAGAAUAAUGUGCCCUCCACAUCAUGAGUCCUUUGGGCCAGGUUAGUGUGCAGCUUACCUGGAACACAGCCCUGCUUGCCGUGCUCUCCCUCAUGGUGCCUGCUCUCAGUAUGUGCCAGUCCAGCAGCCCAGCCCUGGGCUCAGCCAGCUCGCAGAACUGCCCAGGCAUGUGCUCUUGCACCAACCAGCUCAGCAAGGUGGUGUGCACCCGCAGAGGCCUGGUUCGGGUUCCUUCUAACAUCCCAGCCAACACCAGGUACCUUAACCUGAUGGAAAACAGCAUAGAGACCAUACAGGCUGACACCUUCAGGCACCUGCAUCACUUGGAGGUGCUGCAGUUGGGCAGGAAUGCGAUCAGGCAGAUUGAAGUGGGGGCCUUCAAUGGCCUGACCAGUCUUAACACUUUGGCGCUGUUUGACAAUAGGCUGACGGUGAUACCCAGUGGAGCUUUUGAGUACUUGUCAAAGCUAAGAGAAUUGUGGUUGAGGAGCAAUCCCAUCGAGAGCAUCCCGUCUUACGCCUUCAAUCGCGUCCCCUCUUUAAUGAGGUUAGAUCUCGGAGAACUGAGAAAGUUGGAGUACAUCUCAGACGGGGCGUUUGAGGGUCUUCAGAACCUCAAAUACCUCAAUUUGGGGAUGUGCCACCUAAGGGAAUUCCCCAAUCUCUCACCCCUCGUCGGUUUGGAGGAGCUUGAAAUAUCAGAGAAUGUUUUCCCUGAACUUAAACCCGUUGCCUUCCACGGGCUCAAGAAUUUACGUAAACUGUGGAUUAUGAACUCCGGCAUCACCACCAUUGAGAGGAAUGCGUUUGAUGACAUCACAGCUUUGGUGGAGUUGAACUUGGCUCAUAAUAAUUUGUCAUCUCUCCCCCAUAACCUCUUCACACCUCUGCAGUACUUAGUGGAGCUCCAUCUGCACCACAACCCUUGGAAAUGUGACUGCGAUGUCGUGUGGCUCUCCUGGUGGCUCAGAGAGUACAUUCCCACCAAUUCCACCUGCUGUGGACGCUGCCAUAUCCCCAGCCACAUGAAAGGGAGAUACCUGGUGGAAGUGGACCAGACCACGUUUCAGUGUUCGGCACCAUUCAUACUCGAUGCUCCGAGAGACCUAAAUAUCUCGGCGGCGAGGGUGGCAGAACUCAAGUGUCGCACAGCUGCCAUGAGCUCUGUUAGAUGGCUUCUCCCCAGCGGGACAGUACUGACACAUGGUUCGAUUCACCCACGGAUAUCUGUCCUUAACGACGGGACCCUCAACUUCUCCAAUGUUCUGCCAUCAGACACAGGGGUCUAUACUUGCAUGGUGAGCAACAUGGCAGGGAAUUCAAACGCCUCGGCUUACCUAAAUGUCAGUAAUGCCGAACUCAAUACAUCAAAUCUGUCCUAUUUUACUACCGUAACCGUGGAGGUAUUAGAGCCAACGGUGGAGGAAACCCCCAAACCCAAACCAACCGUCCCUGCCUCGCCUUCGGUCUUCAAACCUGUCUUCAUUUCCACCCCUACUGUGCUGUUCCAAAACACGCAAACUCCAAGACACGUGUCAAUCCCCACUGCCAGACUUCCCAGCGGGCCUGUUGCUAGCCUGGAUGAGAUCAUGAAAACCACCAAGAUCAUCAUUGGCUGUUUUGUUGCUGUGACCUUGUUGGCAGCGGCCAUGUUAAUAGCAUUCUAUAAGUUGCGUAAACGGCAUCAACAAAGGAGCACAGUGGCCGCGGCCAGGACCAUAGAGAUCAUUCAAAUGGAGGAGGAAGUCCCUCCAGUUCCACCCUCUUCUGGAUCUAGCGGCUCGGAGGAGACUGGUUUGGUAUUGCCUACCUUAGUGGAACACAACAGCAACGCCUUUAAGCCUGGCUAUGUGUCGUCCUCUCGUCAAGGGGCCUACGCGGCCCAUUGGACCCAGAACAACACUCUGCACCGUUCAGCCAGACAGCAUCACAGCCACAUCAGCACCAUAGCAGACCCAUAUAUCAUUAAGACUACUCAUGAAAAAGAGAAGGUUCAAGAGACCCAAAUUUGAAUAAUGUUCCUCCUGGGUUUGUCUCUGACUCUGCCCCAACCUUUUGUCCAUGUUGUAGAAUGCACAAAGAAAAAAACAUGGUCCUUUUUUUUGUACAGAAGUGCAAAGCAGAGACACUUCUUGUUUCUUGUACAUGCCUAUACAUAAGUAUAUCACUGAAAAGAAUACAAAUCUAUAUAUCUAUAUACGUUCAUGAGACUAUCAGGAAGUGGUGAGAUAUGCAGAUUCGAUUAGAAAAGAAAGAAAUUUGACACUAUUUUCUAAGAACAGGUGACCUCUGCUUAAGGAAUGCUUUUAGUCAAUGAGAGCGACACUCGAUAGUGCAGAAAAGGGACAAUAUUUAAGAUGCAGUAAAAGAUGGGGCUUUGUGUGGUUGCUGAUAACAGCCUCAUUGAAACUUGAUUUUUCCUGUGCCAAACACGAUAUGCAAUAAAUUGGUAUUUCCCAACAAAGUGGGGUUGGGGGGGGGGGGGGGGUAUAAAAGUCAAAUGUGUCUAAAUUUGAGCAUUUGUGUAUGGAUAGCGAUGCGAUGGCACAGAUGGAGCGAGUGCUGUUCAGAAGCCGAGAGACAAAUGCUUUUUGGACUGCAGUACAUUUUCUGCAGCUCAGAUUUAAACCUGUGUUUGCUGAUGUCAUGCUUUGACCAUUGUUUUUUUUAAUCUAAACGUGUUAAAUGUGUGUGCACAUCAAAUGAUCCGGCAAGCAGACUAAUAGCAGUUGUUGCAAAUACUUAGUUCUGUUUCUGGUUUGCAUUCUGUUGUUUCUCUCCCUUUUACGUUUUGCUUCUUAAUGGCUUGUGUAGUGUUUAGGGCUAAUUUACUAAUGCAUUACAGCAGUUGCCUGACUUGUCUCUGCAAGGGCUCAUUCUGAUGCUAAUUUUUCGGCGGAACUGACAUGCGGUGCAAUGAUACAGGGCUUCGCGCCCCAUUCUGGCUUUGGGAAAGGUUUAAAAAAAAAAAAAAAAAAAAAAAAAAAAAAAAAAAUGGAUCGACUUUGAACACAAUGAAUGUUUGUCUGCUAUCCGGGGCUUUUUCCAUGGACUACAUUGACUUUGUUUUACCUGUUUGAUUUGAGGAACACUAUUUUUAUGGAGAGACAAAAAGAGGCUAUGAAAAAAAUAAAACCUAUUGGUUUGUAUUUCUUCAAACGGAAACA
Messenger RNA from Syngnathus acus (greater pipefish), 4582 nucleotides. RefSeq names its product leucine rich repeat containing 4.2 (gene lrrc4.2). NCBI's taxonomy places the organism in Eukaryota, Metazoa, Chordata, Actinopteri, Syngnathiformes, Syngnathidae. Gene Ontology annotation, molecular function: protein binding. Gene Ontology annotation, biological process: modulation of chemical synaptic transmission; synaptic membrane adhesion; excitatory synapse assembly. The transcript has 2 exons. The record is from RefSeq and is a predicted model, not a curated record. Gene Ontology annotation, cellular component: glutamatergic synapse; postsynaptic density membrane; plasma membrane. The coding region runs from base 1439 to 3427 and encodes 662 amino acids.